CUCCCCCAUUUACCCCCCUCUCUCUCUCUUCACCCACCCUCUUCUCAUAUCCUUCUCCUUCUCUUUCUCUCUCUCCUCCAUCUCCAUUUCUUUAAUUUCUUUUCUCUCUCUUUUUACCUCUCUCUUUCUCUCUGUCCUCGCUCGUUUUUCCUUCUCCCUCUAUCUUGAUGUCUCUUUACACAUUCGGGGGGAAGAGUCGGGGUUAGAUAGAUAGAAGUGAAAAUGGAUUCUAAUGGUGAUGGUGGGUAGUGAAGGAGGAUGAGGCCGACACUCGGCGGUGGCUGAAAGAACGGGUAUAUGAGAGAGGUAAGUGUGGAGCAGAGAAAGUGUGCUAAUUGUUUUUGAGUUGAUUUCUAAUUUGUUGCUUUAGUUGAUUUUGUGGUUGCAAUGUUUGUUGAUUUUGAUUUUGUGAUUGUUUUUGGGGUUGUUUUUGUGUUAUUGUUAUCGGCCCCGCAGGGGCUUUUUUUUUGGCCAUUUGCAACUAGUUGCAACUUAUUAUGCAACUAAAGGUAACUUUCAAAAGAUUUUUUUAAGUUGCAUUUGUAGUUGCAUACAUGGUUGCUAGCGUUGCAGAUAUGGUUGCAUAUGCAACCUCCGUAUUUUUGCAAAUAUAUUUUGAAGUAUAGUAUUUUUGCAAUUUGUUUUAAAAAUUGAUAGUAAUUUUGCAAAAUAUCAUUUAGACUUGGGUAUUUAUGAGAAAAGCCCUUAUUCUAAUUACUUCAAGAAAAUCUGAAAACUAUGACACGUGCAUAGGGUAUAGCACAGUAGCACUACAGCCAGCCCAGCAAGAGCAUGUGCGCCAUUUACCAGGAAAAGGAAAAUCCAAAUGGGCCGGCCCAAUUAAAAAUGUAAAACUCAGUUACCGCUGUCGGAGAUGUAAUUCUAGGGUUUUACUUGGAGUGAAAAGUAGAGUGAGAACCGGCGCGAGUUUGAAACUUUGGAGACUACAGAGCGCGUAUAUUACCAAUUUAUUACAACUUUACUAGUUACUUUACUUGUUUAACAGAGAAUAUGUUCAUCAUUAACAAGUUGCAGGAUGGUCAAUAAUGGAGUAGCGGUUGGGAUCGAUCUAGGUACAACAUAUUCUUGUGUUGGAGUAUGGCAACAUGAUCGAGUUGAAAUCAUUGCGAAUGACCAGGGUAACAGAACUACACCCUCAUGUGUUGCUUUUACUGAUUCAGAGCGUUUCAUCGGUGAAGCUGCUAAAAAUCAGGCUGCUUUCAAUCCUGCCAACACUAUUUUUGGUACUUGUAUUAUCUAUGCUAAAAGGUUGAUUGGGAGGAAAUUUUCAGAUUCAACUGUGAAAGAUGAUAUGAAGUUCUGGCCAUUUACGGUGGUUGGUGAUUCUGAUGACAGGCCCAAGAUUGUUGUGAAUUACCGAGGUGUGGAGAAACGAUUCUUACCCGAGGAGUUGUCUGCCAUGGUUCUCUGUAAAAUGAAAGAAAUUGCUGAGGAGUACUUGGGAAAGGAAGUAAAGAAUGCUGUUGUCACUGUCCCUGCGCACUUUAGUGAUUCACAGCGCCAGGCGACAAAAGAUGCAGCAAGAAUAGCCGGACUCAACGUAUUGAGAAUCCUUGUUGAGCCGACAGCUGCUGCAAUUGCUUAUGGUCUUGACCAGAAGCUUACAAGUAGUUCAUCAGGGGAGAAAAUAGUUCUUGUUUUUGAUCUUGGUGGUGGUACUUUUGAUGUUUCUCUCCUUAAUAUUACAAAGAAUAGCUGUAAAGUACUGGCUACUGCAGGUGAUACUCACCUUGGAGGUGAGGACUUUGACAAUCGUUUGCUGAAAUAUUUAGUUGAGGAAUUUUCAAGGAAGCAUGGAAAAGACAUAAGUAAAAGUGCUAAAUCCUUGAGAAGAUUGAGAAAUGCUUGUGAAAAGGCGAAGAGGGUUUUAUCUCAUAGUGCUGUGACAACUGUUGAUAUAGAAUCUUUGUAUGAAGGAAUUGAUUAUCAUGCAAAAAUUAGUCAGGCUAGAUUUGAGGCUUUAAAUUUGGAUCUAUUUAGAAGUUGUCUGGACACUGUAGAGAAGUGUUUGAAAGAUGCUGAGAUAGACAAGAACAAUGUUCAAGAAGUUGUACUUGUGGGUGGAUCUACUAGAAUUCCCAAAGUGCAACAGUUGCUGCAGCAGUUUUUUAAUGGGAAGGAACUUUGCAAGAAUAUAAAUCCUGAAGAGGCUGUUGCUUAUGGGGCAGCUGUACAAGCUGCCAUAUUAAGUGGUGAGGGUAGUCAGAAUAUCAAGAAUUUGAUGGUGCUUGAUGUUACUCCUCAAUCUCUUGGUAUUGAAGUACAUAAUGAUGGUCUCAUGGAAGUAAUUAUUCCGAGGAACACAACUUAUCCCAUUUCAGUGGAACAAACAUUUUGCACAGGUUAUGAUGGUCAAAAAUAUGUUAGAAUCGGAGUAUACGAGGGUGAGAUGCCAAGAGUGGCAGAUAAUAACUUACUUGGGGAGUUUGAACUAUCUGGGCUGCCUCCUGCCCCAAGAGGCAAAGAUGAAAUUUUGGUGACCUUUACAAUUGAUGCCAACGGGGUACUAAUUGUUUUUGCCGAGCAUAAGAUUUCUAGACUGAAGAACAGCAUUAAAAUCAUCAAAGGAGGAACGCUAUCAGAGGAGGAGAUUGAAGUAAUGGUAAAGGAUGCUGAACAUUUGAAGGCUGAAGAUGAGGAAUUCAGGAAAAAGGUCAAGGCAAUACUUGCAUUUGAGGAUUAUAUACAGAACAUGAAAGCCAUCAGCCAAAGCAACUGCAUGCUUGAAGCUUCUGUUAAAGAUAUGUUAAAUUAUUAUUUCAAGGAGGCAACUGAAUGGAUAAACUCAAACAAGGAUGCUGCAAUAUACGAGUUCAAGUACAAGACGCUGCAGCUAGAAUCAAUCUGCAAUAAGCUCAUUCCUGGCAGUGAAGGUAUGGAGAUUGAGGAAUAUGAAUAAUGUCAGUAUUUACUUGCAAGAUUCUGAAUGUUUGUUGUGUUUAACUGUUUUGGAUAUCAACAAUUUAGCUAUGUUAGCCUAUUGGGGUAAUCUGAAUGUGUAUUAGCUGUUGGUCUAAUCCUCUGAUUUUUGUGAAAAGAGCAACUUUCUUUGCAAAUACUUUCUUCUGUUAUCCCUUAUUAUAUUGCCAAAACAGUAUUGUUUAGAUUGAUAUUGAUAUGAUUUCAGGUUUUGAUGCGA
Molecule: messenger RNA, 3160 nt
Organism: Daucus carota subsp. sativus
Lineage: Eukaryota; Viridiplantae; Streptophyta; Magnoliopsida; Apiales; Apiaceae
Product: heat shock cognate 70 kDa protein
Exons: 3
Coding region: 1037-2920 (627 amino acids)
Cellular component (GO): cytoplasm
Molecular function (GO): ATP-dependent protein folding chaperone; ATP binding
Source: RefSeq, a predicted model, not a curated record